Messenger RNA from Lycium ferocissimum, 1626 nucleotides. RefSeq lists its product as uncharacterized. Gene Ontology annotation, molecular function: zinc ion binding. The transcript has 6 exons. NCBI's taxonomy places the organism in Eukaryota, Viridiplantae, Streptophyta, Magnoliopsida, Solanales, Solanaceae. Bases 1 to 1626 code for a protein of 541 amino acids. The record is from RefSeq and is a predicted model, not a curated record.
AUGGGAGUAAGGGUUUAUGUUGAGCUUAAGAGAGAAAACAGGGGAUUUGAAGCAUAUCCGUUGUGCGUUAGCGUAACUGAUAAUGAUCUUGAGAAUUUUGUGUCCGGCGAAUCUGCAGUUGGAGACGAUAUGUUUCAACUUGAAUUUAAUGAUUAUAUGCAUGCUAUGGACGUAGUUGAUUCAAAUGAUUUGGAUGCGUCGGAUUGUGCUAAGGCUGUUGUUUUAUUUCAAAACAACGAUGACUUGAUAAUUUCAAACAAGGAACACAAGGAUGUUUUUGUUGAUCAAAUCUACAAAGAUAAGGACACUCUGAAGAAUGUUAUGGCGAAUUAUGCAAUUCGGAAAAGAUUCAAUUUCAGGACGGAGAGGUCGAAUGCCGUAAGUUACACUGCGGUAUCUUUGUUCAACGAUUGUCGUUGGAAAUUCGAGCUUCAAGACAAAGUGUAUUCCCAAAGGCAAGCAACAAGUUGGUUGAUUGGUGCGUCAGUUGUUAAGCCAAAAAUAGCAAAUCACAAGAGGAAAUAUACACCUGGUGAUAUAGUAGACGACGUAAAAAAUGAGUAUGGCGUUGAUGUUUCUUAUAUGACGGCCUGGAGGGCUAGAGAAAAGGCAAUGAAUGAAUUAAGAGGGGAACCAACAGAAUCAUACAAGAAGUUACCGGGAUAUGUCUACAUAUUGGAUAAAACAUACCCUGGAUCACAUGUGAUAAUGCACAAAUCACAACAAAACGAGUUCUUGUAUUUGUUUAUAGCACUUAAAGCGUUCAUAAAAGGCUUCGAGUGUUGUAGACCAAUAGUUGUAGUAGAUGGUUCCCACCUUAAAACUACAUAUAACGGUAAUAUUCUACCAUUGGCAUAUGGUGUGAUAGAUUCAGAGAAUGAUAAGUCUUGGACCUGGUUCUUUGAGCAGUUCAAACAAGCUUAUGGGAAUAGGGAUAACAUGUGUGUUGUAUCAGAUAGACAUGAGAGCAUCAUUAAAGCGAUUGAGAAGGUUGAUUUUCGGGUAAAAGAGUACUUGGAGGAUGCUGGAAGGGAAAAGUGGGCACGACUAUAUUCAACCGUUAACAGAGGAUGGACAAUGACGUCAAAUAUAGCCAAAUGUAUUAAUGGAAAAUUGGUAGCAGCAAGAGAGUUGCCUAUUUUCGAUUUUCUUGAAGAAGUGAGGAAGAUGUUUGGGAGAUGGAAUUGCACUAAUAGGAGGAACGGUACAUACACAUUCACAACACUUGGGAAAGCAUUCCAGCAGUUAUUAUCAAUAAACGAAUGUAAAUCUCUACGUAUGACGGUUGAACCAUCAACUGAAUAUGUGUAUACCGUAAAUGAUGAGGCAAGGCGAUUCAUAAUUGAUCUUAAGAAGAAAACAUGCAGUUGUCGGAUGUUCCAAAUGGACGAGAUACCAUGUCCACAUGCAUGGGCUGUAUUGAAGAGUAAAAGUCUUAUGCCUGAUGAAUAUUGUUCAGACCUAUUCAAACCAAAGACAGUGAUUAAGACGUAUGAUGUGCUGUGGAUCCUCUCGCCCGACGAGAGUGAGUGGAAUAUUCCCAAACACAUAAGCGAUGAAGUUGUUUUGCCACCAAGAUACAAAAGACCCCCGGAAGGCCAAAGAAAAAGCGAGAUAAACCAUUAA